This is a messenger RNA of Melanotaenia boesemani (Boeseman's rainbowfish), 798 nucleotides long. Its product is annotated as ABI gene family member 3-like. The record is from RefSeq and is a predicted model, not a curated record. The coding region runs from base 83 to 697 and encodes 204 amino acids. The transcript has 9 exons. Lineage: Eukaryota; Metazoa; Chordata; Actinopteri; Atheriniformes; Melanotaeniidae.
GAAAGUCUUCUGGAGUCCCUGGAGACUCACCUCAACACUCUGGAGGGGAAGAAGCCAGAAGACAAGUCACCCACUAAGCAGGAUGCAACAGCCAACAACAGCACUCCAGCCGCCUCAGCUCCGACCAAGCCUGCACCUCCCGCUGCAGCCGGUGGGCCACCAGCUCGCCCGGGGCCGCCUGCCAGACCCACUCCGCCCUCCAUCACUCCAACCGCACCAGCCCCCACUACCACCGUUACCAGCAACGCGCUUGACGACGGGUUCCUGUUGGAUCUCGACCCCAUGUCGGCUUCUUCUGCAGGGGGCGCUGCAGCGACCUCCACUACAACUGGAUGGGGAGAUCUCUUGGCUGAGGCCCCAGCCCCUACCGAUGGAGACUCUGAAGCUCUCCUGGCAGGUGAAAAGUCUGCUGAUGCCACUCCAGCCGCCACCGCCGCCGCUGCCGUUGCUCCUGCAGCUUCCACGCCCACAGCUGCUGCAGCUAAGCCAGUCCCCACCUCGCUACCCGUCUCUGCUCCUGCCACCACCUCAGCCACAGACAUCGACCUUUUCGGAGAUGCGUUUGCACCUUCCCCAGGAGACGGUCCUGCUGCCGUGGCUGCGGGCCCUGCUGCUGAUGCAUUUGCUGGAUCUGACCCCUUCGCUACAACUGAGGGGAGUGCAGACAUUGCUCCAGAGCUGGACCUGUUCGCAAUGAAGCCCUCCGACACAGGGGCUGCUACUGCCAUCACUCCUCCCACCUCUAGUGAGGCGCCGACCAUCAUCGCUCCCACUGCUGCCCCCACCCCUUCUUCCACC